Messenger RNA from Venturia canescens, 6432 nucleotides. RefSeq names its product kinesin-like protein 31E (gene Klp31E). Lineage: Eukaryota; Metazoa; Arthropoda; Insecta; Hymenoptera; Ichneumonidae. The record is from RefSeq and is a predicted model, not a curated record. Gene Ontology annotation, cellular component: microtubule associated complex. Bases 428 to 4903 code for a protein of 1491 amino acids. The transcript has 13 exons. Gene Ontology annotation, molecular function: microtubule motor activity; ATP binding; microtubule binding. Gene Ontology annotation, biological process: spindle elongation; mitotic spindle organization; microtubule-based movement.
CUCUAGUUGUAGUUCAGCUCCAGUCUUUGGGCUGUUCGGGAGUAUGAUUAAAUGAUAAAUAUUCGUAUUCAAUGUUUAUCGUAAAUCCGCGUACUUUGGAUAAAAUUCAGUCAAAAUGUGAAUAAAGAUUCAGAGUUUUGAUGCGAAAGUGCGGGGCAUUUGUUUUCGGCGUUCUUUUCAUUGUAUCAAUGCAGAAUUUGAGGAAUAGAGCGUUUUUCGACGAAUAAGCUUCUUCGGUCUGUUGUUACAGUACCCAUUGUGAGACUUCGGCUAAAUCAAUUGCGGCAUUUUCCAGUAAAUCGUUCUCGUAUAACGCUAUCAAUGACGAAAAAUUUUCACAGUUAGAAUAAUGAAGUUCCACGAGUUCUAAUCAAUGACGUUCAAUUUAGUAUAAAAUAUUUUUGAAAACUAUAAAAAGCUAUUCGCAAUGGCUGAUGAGUCCAGUGUCAGGGUCGCCGUUCGGAUCCGGCCUCAAGUGGCGAGGGAGCUGAUCGACAUGUGCCGGAUUUGUACCCAAGUACCACCGGGCGAGCCUCAAGUGUUCCUCGGCCCGGACAAGGCGUUUACUUACGACCAUGUAUUCGACACCGGCGUCGGCCAGGAGCUAAUAUACGAUUCCUGUGUGGCGCGACUGGUCGAGGGGGCACUCGACGGCUACAACGCGACGGUGUUGGCCUACGGUCAAACCGGCUCGGGCAAAACGUACACAAUGGGCACGGGCUUCGACGUUGAGCUGGACGAUAACGUUGUUGGCAUUAUUCCAAGAGCCAUUAGGCAUCUUUUCGAUGGCAUUGCUGACAAACAGGAACGCGCGAGAGAGCGAGCUCAAAUGGCGCCGAAAUUCAAGGUGACGGCUCAAUUUCUCGAGCUUUACAACGAGGAUUUGAAGGACUUGCUGGAACCCGGUGGGCCUCGAGGUGGUGCGAGGAUUCACGAAGAUACCGCAGGCAAUAUACACCUGACCGGGGUCGAACCCAGAACCGUAACGAGCCCUGAACAAGCAUUGGAGUAUCUCCGUCUCGGUGCGCUCUCCCGUACAACCGGUUCCACCCAGAUGAACACACAAUCGUCCCGCUCACACGCCAUAUUUACUCUGUACAUUAAACAACAACGAUGCAUCAGAGUGGAGGAUCCUGAUGCGGAUGUCGAUACCAGCGCGACCGACGCCACCAAUGAACUUGAAACUCUCACCGCCAAGUUCCAUUUUGUUGAUUUGGCUGGCUCCGAACGACUCAAGCGGACUGGGGCCACCGGGGACAGAGCCAAGGAGGGCAUAUCCAUCAACUGUGGACUGCUCGCCUUGGGGAACGUUAUUUCUGCACUUGGCGACAAAACGAAAAAAGCUCUACACGUGCCUUAUCGUGACUCGAAGCUGACGAGGCUUCUCCAAGACUCUCUGGGUGGCAAUAGCCAAACUGUCAUGAUUGCUUGCGUAUCACCGAGCGAUCGUGAUUUUAUGGAAACUCUGAGUACCCUCAAGUACGCCAACAGGGCGAGGAACAUUAAAAACAAAGUGACGAUCAAUCAGGACAAGAGUUCGCGGACCAUCGCCUCGUUGCGUCGAGAAAUACAAGAAUUACAGCUCGAACUUAUGGAAUAUAAACAAGGUAAACGCGUGGUCGGCGAAGAUGGGGUCAACGAUGCGUGGCACGAGAAUCAAAUGUUGAACAGCGAACUGCAGAGUUUACGGACUCGAGUAAAAGCUUUGUCGGAAACUGUUCAAGCGUUAACCGCGAAGAACGCAUUAUUGCUGACGGAAAAAGCGGCUGGACAGUGGGUCGCUUCUUCCGGUGGGAACGAUGACCAAGUAACCAGUUUAGUGCUGGGAUACGUUCAAGAGAUCGAAGAAUUGAGAGCUCGGUUGCUCGAUGCCGAAGCCAUGUAUCAGCAAUUGAAAAAGCGUCAAAUGCAGGUUCACGGAGGAAAUUCCUACAGCGAUUCAUCUUACGCGUUUCAAGGAGAUUCUAGCUCGGUUUUAGUAGAGGCUAAAAAAGAAUUGCAAAAAGAGCGCGACGCGCUGGCGGCUCUCAAAGAGCAGCAGUCGCAGAGUACAGGAAUGAGCAUCAGGGUCGAUGACGAUGACGUGGAAGCCGACAAUACGGAGAACGGACAGGAAUCCUUGAGCGAAGACGAUACGGACGACGACUCCGAUCGCAAGGAAGAGGACGAACAGGAGGAAGUGAUGGGGCGUGAACUGGAAGCUCUGACUUCCGACAUCGACGUGAAGCAACGAUUGAUCCAGGAGCUGGAAUUGUCGCAGCGGAGGUUGCAAACGAUGAAGCAGCACUACGAGGACAAGUUGGCACAGUUGCAGGCUCGCAUACGCAACACCCAGGAGGAAAGGGACAAGGUUUUGUCCUCGCUUCAACAACAGCCGGCUCCGCCAACGGAGAAAGUGAAAAAAUUGCGGGACGAGUAUGAGAAGAAACUGUCCUCGAUGCAAAAAGAAGUGCGGCUGCUACAGUCCGCUAAGAAGGAGCACGCGAGGCUGCUCAAGAGCCAAUCCCAGAACGAGAAUCGGCUGCAGGGCUUGAAGAACGAACUUGCCGAGAUGAAGCGCGCCAAAGUUAAGCUUUUGCACAAAAUGCGCGAGGAGGCUCAGAGACACAAAGAAAAUGAGCUAAGGCGGAAUCGCGAGAUUGCACAGUUGCGCAAAGAGAGCCGAAGGAAUGCCAAUAUGAUAAGAACCCUCGAAGCAGACAAACGCAUGAAAGAAGUUGUCCUCAGGCGCAAACAGGAGGAAGUUACUGCGCUGCGAAAGCGAGACAGAGGAUUGAGCAAACAAGUGGCUGGAAGAGCGCCUGUUAAACAAACUAAUCCUAAGGCCUUGAAGCAACGAUGGCUCACGUUUGAGCGAACAAUUACGAAACAGGCGCUCGCCAAACAAGCCUCUACCGAUGCCGAGUGGGAGAUGGAACGAUUACUACAGGAGAGAGAAGAUCUCGGUGGAGAGUUGGAACGCUUACAAAAACAGCGAGACGCUACUGCAGCCGCUAAAGACGAUACCGCUGAUUUGGACGAAGAAAUUGAUAAUGUCAAAAGCAAAAUCAGCUACUUGCAGGACACUAUAGAAGAGCUGCAGCGUGAUAUGAUGGAAAUGGGUGACGGCGAGGCCGAGGGUGAACCGGGCGUAGAAGCUCUCAUAUCGACGAUAAGAUCAAUCGACGAAGCGCAAUAUCUGCUGCAAAGAAUGUUCGCCUUUACGGUCGAGCAAAGUUGCUCCGCCGCACAGAGGCAGGUUGAAGUACGGGAUAUGGAAUCCCGAUUGAAUCAAGUUGCACAGGAGAGCGAUGUACAACACCAAUUGCUCGAGCAUGUCUUACGCGACCGCAACCUUUUGUCGCUCACCAACGAACAUCAUCAAACAAAUCCGAUAGCCUACAGCCCUCCGAGCUCGCGAAGUUCUUCGCCGGACAAUAGCGAGUGUUACAGCCAACUGUCGAGCGUGGAAACGAAACAAAAAAGCAACAAAGUCAGACGACGAACAACCCAAGCACAGGAAUUGUUGUACGGCAUUAAUUCUGUAACCGACAGCUUAAAGAUCGACGAACAGAAUCAAAAUCACAACCAUCCGUUAACGAGAGUACCUAGUGCUCCUGGAAGCUUGAAGGGCUUGGUUUUGACGCGAGGAUCGCAUGGUAGCAGCGUUGUAGGUUCGCCAACGUUGGCACGACGAGACAGCACGUCGCCAAGGCCUCUGCGUCGCCACUUGCACCCUGGCGGAGGUUCCAUGGAACAAGUAGCCCAUACGGAAGCCUCGCCACCGGGUUCGCCGACGAUCUAUCGUCGUUUCAACAGCCGCGAGGAAAAUGUGUUUUCCCGAUUGACCGCAACGAGGCAGCCUCUGCCCUCGGAUCCCCAGCCAACGAAGGGUGUAAUUUCGCAGUUUCCGGGAAAAGUUCAGCCUAAAGCACCGCUGCAGUGCACCCACGUUGCCGAAGGUCACAGCAAAGCCGUUUUGGCUAUUUUCGCUACUGAAGAUCUGCUCUUCAGUGGGUCCAAAGACCGAACGGUAAAAGUGUGGGACUUGGGAACAGGACUGGAGAACUUGACGUUGAGCGGUCACCCGAACAACGUGGUAGCGGUGAAAUAUUCGGUGGCGCAUCGAUUACUGUUCAGCGUUUCAGCCGCUUACGUUAAAGUCUGGGAUCUUCGAGCCGGCAACAAUUGCAUCAAAACUUUGUUCUCAUCGGGCCAGACUCAGGGCGGUCCGAUAUCACUCGCUACGCCCUCGAGAACGCUUCAGGUCCCAGUUGGCGAGACUACGAUAAACGAUCUUGCCCUGAGUCUGGACGAUACGGAAUUGUACACCGCCUCCAUCGACAAGGUUCGCGUAUGGGACUUGCGAAAAUUGACUUAUACCGGACGCCUGAGCACUCCGCAUACCGCUGCGGUAAUGUGUCUCGCCGUUUCUCAGGAUGGCAGAGUUAUCACCGGAAGUAAAGACCAUCUCAUUUCACUCGUUGAAACGUGUACUUCUGGCCAAUCCGUCAGUUUAGCGCCCCCUCACUAUGACGGUGUCGAGUGUCUCGCUGUUAACGGCUCCACUUUGUUCUCCGGUUCCAGGGACAUGUGCAUAAAACGUUGGGACUUGAGCAGAAUGGAACUCGUACAGUCGUUGAACAAUGCUCACAAAGAUUGGAUAUUGGGUUUGUGCACGAUGAACGCCGGUUCCGUCAUGGUGUCCGGAUGUCGCGGUGGAAUUUUGCGUGCUUGGUCGGUGCCGAAAGAUUUGAAUGGCGAAUGCUCGUUACUUGGUGAAGUUCGGGCACACGCUUCUGCAAUAAACUCGGUUGUAACGAAUCAGCAGCACGUUUUUACAGCGAGCAAUUCUGGCGACGUCAAGCUCUGGCGAAUACCCGAAACACUUACCUCCAUGUCCUUUUCCACUCUUUCGCUAUAACUCGUUUUCGUUUCUGUCGCUUUUUUAUCGUCCGUCGUUGUCGUCUUGUUUUGUUUUUUCUCACACUAGCUCCCGAACUGGCAAUUAAAAUAACGCGUCUUUGAACAUCGUUUCCGUUUGUUCCUUUAAAUUAAAUUGAAAAUACAAAAUUAUUACAGUAACAUUUCGGUCUUUCACGUUUCAAAUUAAUAAAGGUUGCUCGAUGAGCCUGAAAGAAUAUUCUCUGUGGUAAAAACGUGGUCAAUAUGCUUUUGAGAAAUGAAUAUUUAGAUGCACAAACUUGUCGAAUUUAAAUUAUAAUCUAAAUUAUAUAAAUACAAAGAAAAUUAUUAAUAUUCGAUGCGAGUAAGGAAAUCCCAGUAUUUCAGCGAACAAAAAAUAACUAAUCGAUCGCUUAUUUUUUUUAUCGUAAUAUAAUUUGCUAAUUGUCUCGUUCACUUCAUUAUCUUGUUCCUUUGCAUGUUUUUCGUGUACACAACAAGCGAUGGGAGUAUACGUCUGUGGAGUUACUACAAGAGGGAUCAUCCGAGGACAUUCCAGAGAAGCAAUUCCCUCAAGUGCUAACGAAUCGUCAAUAUAUAUAUAUAUGAGAUACAUACAUUAUAUUUAAUAAAUUUAUAACGACUCCGAAAAGAAUGGACCUACAUUGGGAUCGCGUGGAAUUUGGAUGCUGAGAUUCGAGUGCGAGAUUUAAAUACUCCCAAACGUGAGGCUAUCGAUCAAUUUUCAUAUUAUCUCGGAUUCCAUUUUUAUUCGAAAUUAUUGUCCCGUCCAUUUCUAGAGCACGAGCUUGCACGAAGAUUACACUCCGAUUUUUCGCGCUCCCAAAAUCAUAGCGUAAAAAAAUAGGCAAACGAAAGAUUGAAUAGAAAUACGAAUAUGCGUUAUUGUAAUGCAAAAUUUAUUUAUCAUUGACGAACACAAAAUGUGUGUUUUCGCAAAUGGCUAUAAGAACAAACGAAAACAAAUGAAUCCUAGAAAAAUUGUUGAAUACGUCGAUAACCGUUUUUUCAACUUUCCUAAUUUUAUUAAAUAAGUAGGCAAUACUUAAAAAUGUUAAUCUUCAUCGAAUAUUGCUCAUUAUACUUUGCUCUUUUUUCCAUACCAAUUGACGAAUUGAAUCGAUUUGUAGAAUUGAAUCAGACUGAUUAUUUAUUUACGUCAAUUCCCAUUUUUUGGGAGUACCCAGUUUUAUGAAAAAUAUCGUUUUUUUAUCGAUUUUUUCUUGUCGUGAAAUUUUGAACCCAACGAAAAAACGAAAUAAAUGAAAUUGAGUGGCUGAAUUGGUAGAAAAAUCGAAUCCUCUAAUGACCAUUUCAGAAGAUUUGUAAAAAUUAGUGAAAAAAAAUUGUUAUUUAAAAUUUCUUCGCUCUUAAAAUACAAAUAACCGUCGUUGUGAACAAAACCCCGAACAAAGAAAAACAAUCAAGCGCUUUGUUGAUGAUUCGCCUAAUCUUGUAACAAAAAAAUCAAAAGACAAAAAAUGAAGUAAAAUAAACGAAUGGAAAAAAAUGAUAAAUAAAACAAAA